Megachile rotundata (alfalfa leafcutting bee) is the source of this 6109-nucleotide messenger RNA. RefSeq names its product mothers against decapentaplegic homolog 1 (gene Mad). Gene Ontology annotation, cellular component: heteromeric SMAD protein complex. Gene Ontology annotation, molecular function: RNA polymerase II cis-regulatory region sequence-specific DNA binding; I-SMAD binding; DNA-binding transcription factor activity, RNA polymerase II-specific. NCBI's taxonomy places the organism in Eukaryota, Metazoa, Arthropoda, Insecta, Hymenoptera, Megachilidae. Gene Ontology annotation, biological process: cell differentiation; SMAD protein signal transduction; anatomical structure morphogenesis. The record is from RefSeq and is a predicted model, not a curated record.
AAAUAGAUAUUUUCGCAAGAUUGCGGUUUUAUAACAAUUUCUAAUGUAUCAUUUUUUUCAAGUGAGUCAUCUACGAUCAGCCCUUAUCGUUGAAUACAUUGUCGUUGCGUAGUGCGAUGAGUGCAUAUUACUGUUGUACGUAAACGUAUACAUAAAUUAUGUUUACAUUUGAAAAAUAAAGUGUACAAAAGACGAUUGCUUUUCAACGGAAGAAUAUAAUAAUACGAGAACUUAUCGAAUCGUAAGCAAAAUACGUAAAAUCUAUAAAGCGUACAGUUCUCGCAGGAUUCAGUCUUUAUAAACAAGACGCCAUGAUGUUCUUGCAACGCCAUAAUACUGUUAUUCGAUGUUUCGUUCUUUCAACGAUAAAUAUUUGUACAUAGUUAAGAUUGCACGAGAAAUAUGAAAAGGAUAAAUCUUAUCGUAUCAGAAUAAUUUUUAGACAUUCAGUUUCGGUGAGUACGUAAGGAGGUUCGUGAAAUAAAUACUUCCUGAUAUUCUAAAAGUUCUCUGUACUAUUGCUCGUUGUGAAUGCCCUGAAAGGAGCGAAAGAGACAGAGAUCGAAAGAUGUAAAGAGAGAGGAAAAGAGACAGAAAGCGAGAGAGAGAGAAAGAUUAUGAACGCUGCGAGUGGCUAUACUGUAUUACAAGAAAAUUUGCUUCGAUGUUUAUCGUGUUCAUAGAACUGUUGUUGUUAAGAAUACGAUAAAGCCGAGGUGUGAAAUCGAUAAAUUCACGGAUAUUUUUAUUCGAUUGUAAUGGCGAAAGGUUGGCGUCAAGAAUGUGGUAAAAGGAGUGGGAGAUCGUAGUAAAAACAAUGCUGGAUCGCUAGGCAAUUCUACGUUGUUCAGAAACAGAAGCACUACAUAAAACAUAGGCAUAGUUUGUAUAUUACAGUAUUUUUUAACAUGGAUGAUGAAGAGGGAUCAUCAAGUUCUGGACCUAUGUCUUCGUUAAAUAGUUUAUUUUCAUUUACUAGUCCUGCUGUUAAAAAGUUACUCGGUUGGAAACAGGGUGACGAAGAAGAAAAAUGGGCAGAAAAGGCAGUUGAUUCUUUAGUAAAAAAGUUGAAAAAGCGGAAAGGUGCAAUAGAAGAAUUAGAACGUGCUUUAAGUUGCCCAGGUACCCCUAGUAAAUGUGUGACAAUUCCAAGAAGUUUAGAUGGAAGGUUACAAGUUUCACACCGUAAGGGUCUACCACAUGUAAUUUAUUGUCGAGUAUGGAGAUGGCCAGAUUUGCAAUCGCAUCAUGAACUCAAACCACUGGAACUAUGUCAGUACCCUUUUUCUGCAAAACAGAAAGAAGUUUGCAUCAAUCCUUAUCAUUAUAAAAGAGUGGAGAGUCCAGUAUUGCCACCAGUACUGGUUCCUAGACAUUCAGAAUAUGCUCCUGGACACUCCUUGUUACCGUUUCAACAAAUAGCAGAACCAACAAUGCCACACAAUGUGUCCUACUCAUCCAGUGGGUUUAAUGCUGGAUCCACUGGUGGUGUAAAUCCAACUUCACCUAUGUCUUCUGUUGGGUCUGUUCCUAGCCCAGGAAGCACAACAUCACCAAAUCCACAAAGUCCAUAUGGCACUAAUGGAUUACCAGAAACACCACCUCCAGCAUAUUCUCCUCCUGAAGAUGGUUCACAACCUGGACAAUCACCACCUCCAGAUCCAGUGGCAAUGGAUACAACUGGAACUGCAGAAGUAGCUCCUGUGUGCUACCAAGAACCACCUUAUUGGGCCUCCAUUGCAUAUUAUGAGUUGAAUUGCAGGGUGGGUGAAGUUUUUCAUUGUCAUUCUCAUUCUGUAAUCGUGGAUGGCUUUACAAAUCCAAGCAACAAUUCUGACCGUUUCUGUCUUGGACAAUUGUCUAAUGUAAAUCGCAACUCUACUAUUGAAAAUACAAGAAGACAUAUAGGAAAAGGAGUACAUCUAUAUUACGUAGGUGGUGAAGUUUAUGCAGAAUGUUUAUCUGAUUCUGCUAUAUUUGUGCAAUCUAGAAAUUGUAAUCACCAUCAUGGAUUUCAUCCUAGCACAGUUUGUAAGAUUCCACCAGGAUGUUCACUGAAAAUAUUUAAUAAUCAAGAGUUUGCUCAGCUGCUCUCACAAAGUGUUAAUCAUGGUUUUGAGGCAGUGUAUGAGUUAACAAAAAUGUGUACUAUAAGAAUGUCAUUUGUUAAAGGAUGGGGUGCUGAGUAUCAUCGACAGGAUGUUACAUCAACUCCCUGUUGGAUUGAAGCACACUUACAUGGACCCUUACAGUGGUUGGAUAAAGUGUUGACACAAAUGGGUUCCCCCCAUAAUGCCAUAAGUUCUGUAUCAUAAUUUGUGCUUCACGUUUAAUAGGAAGAAGAUAAAAUAGUGAUAUGUAGGAAAAAACCAGAUUCAAGAGCAGUUUUUAAUAUUAAAUAGUGCGAUAGUAAUAUAGACAUUGAAAGAGAUUUAAGAAAAAAAAAUAGUAGAAGUGGUAAGUGGAAAAAAUGCUGUCCCAAUAUGAGAUCACCUAUCUCAUGUAAGCACAAUGAAGAAAGUUCAUAAUAUAAUUCGUAUGAAAGUAAAGGAUUGCAAAGGUCAAUAAGUAUUGAAUGUGAUCCUUGAUAACAAAAUUUCAGAGAUCACAAUGUGCACAUAAAAGCUGUACAAUUUUUUGGCUGUUACAUAGGAAAAGAAUUCUAGUAAAAAAAUAUGUCUUACAUAUAUAAGAAGAAUCAUAUUUUUCAAAUAUAUUCAACUACAUCUAAUACAUUAUUUUAUAUGGAAAAUUGUUAUGAAAAUAUUUCCUAAUGCUAUAUCACGAAUGCUUCGUUAGAUUGUUUUUCAAGACUUAAUGCUGAAAUUGCAGGUUGAAAAACGAAUCGAUUAAACUGAAGCGAGAACGAUUAGCAGCUAAUAGAAACAGAUGGUUCAAAUUUCGAUUGAAUAACGGUGCAAGAUUUACGAUUUUUAAAACAAUAUUUGCAUGCUUAUAAGCAUCUGAUUUAUGCCUGAACAAGCCUUAGAUUAUUCAAAUUUAUUACUAUAACGAAGACUAUAAUGUAAAUGUAAUUGAUUUCGAUUUUACUAAUGAAAAUGCAAUUAAUAUUUCAAUAUAGACAUCAGAUGCUGAUCUCACGUUGACGUUUGCAAGUUAACUGCAUCCGAUGACAUAUUGAAAUAUUAAAUAUAUUCGAUGAAUGCGUAUGAAAAAAAAAUAUUUUUUGUGCAAUGUUCCCUAACAUUCGUGUAAUGUAAGCCUUUGGAUGUAGCCUUAUAAGAAACUAAUGUGACAACUAACAUAAAGUCAUAUUUACAGCUUGUCAAAUUUGAAAGUAUAAUAUAAGAAUUAUACGUUAACUUUGCACUUUUCAGAAGUAUUUGUAAAUUUUAAACUUUAACCGAAGUUAAUGUACAUAUUAAAAAAAAAACAAGAAGUAUAUCAAUUAUGUGUAUUGUAUCGUUCGCGAUUUAAAUUGGUAUUACAUUUUGUACAAAAUGGAAAAAUUUUAUUAGUUGAAUUCUGAAAAGUGCCAAAAUCGUAUGUAUGUGAUGCUUUAUCUUUCUUAAAAUAAACCAGUUAUUUCUGUGAACGAAUAGACAAUAUAAGCCUUAUCGAUAAAACCGAUGAAUUUUGCAUAAAAAAUAUUCAGUUACAAGAAAAAUGUUAUCGUAAACUUUAGAAUAAUAAAUAUACGUGUUCUGUGAGAGUACCAUUACAAUAUUGAACGUACGAAUCAUCUACCGCAUACAUGCGCUAGAAAAUGAGCUGGAAAGGUCAUAUGAAUAUUUAGUUGAGAUUAAAUAAAAAAACCUGGGAAAGUGCUAUACGUGUUAAGAAAUUAUAAAUAAUGCUACUGCCUUUUUAUGUAAUUUAUAACAGAAAAUCAGUUUAGCGAUAAUUGUUUACCUAUACUGAUUACUUUUUUAAUUUUUGCAUUAAGAUACACAGGUAUUACCAUUAGCGUAACUGGGAUUUUUGUUUGUGAACUUGGUUCUUUAUCUUAGACAAUAGUUCUACAUAAGGUACGAUCGAUAUUUGGAAAUUUGAAAAUGAAAAAGUUAUUAAGCUAUAUAAGGUACCCUCACGCAAGUCCCUACUGCAGUUACGCCAAUGGGUAUUACUGAAGAAAGCACAAAACUGUUUGGCUCAACAUUGUAAUCGGAAAUACCUGUGAUAUGAUUUGUAUUCGAAUGAUCUUCUGGCUUGAUAACUUUAUAGUUAUUCUACAGAUGAUUUUUUAUGUAUAUUCUACGUAUAUUUGAAUUACAAGUAUGGAGACGGUAUACGGAUCAUAAUAACGUUAUCUAAGAGUACUUGAGAACUGUGGAACAGAAGUCACUGCCGCUUGCUCUUACUUAUUUGUCGAUGUACCUAGCUGUGAUUCUUUGCUACCAAAUUUAGCAAAUUAUGUGUGGGUGAUCAGCGAUGCUCUAUAUUUGCUCUAUCGAAUUAAACGAAGAUACGAGUAUCUGGAUUAAACAAAAAUGCCAAUCGUACAAGGAAAUAUGACAAUAAACCUCCGUUCUAAACAAGAGAGAUGAUCUUUUUACAACGAGGAAUAAAGAUUUUCACUCAUAAGAACGUUAUCGUACCAUUUACCGUUUUGUUCGUGAUCACCUGUUCAAUUUGUUUAGUUAAGAUAAAAAAAAAGACAAUACUUUUCCUUCUUUUUAUCCAAACAACGCUGUAAUUGGUAUUGAUAAAGUUUUAAAGUAUAUACAUCAAUUGUGAAAACAGAUGUGAAUUAAUGUUUUAGGUAUAUCGAGCUUGUCGCACUCGUAACGAGCAGAAUGCUUUAUCGCAAUAUGUAUGUAUGAAUAGUUACAUAUGUAAUACCUAUGUUAGAGCUUUUACUAUUUGUUGAUAUUUUUCUUCAUUUCUUUGUUAAUCGAUGCACAGUGUAUCACAAUUCUCGUUUCCAAAUCACCUGAAUAUUGCUCCUUAUUUUGUUCAAUUUUCUUUUGCAGAACUUGUAACUAUGAACGAAGGCCUAUGUUAUCACUGAUGCGAUUAUGAUGUUACGAGUUAACGUGUUUAAAUACAGUUGUAGGGAAGGAUUCUCCUACCUCUCGUCGUAACUGUCCAUGUUUGAUAAUGUAAUGGCAAGAAGAGAUUUUUUAAGACUAAAGGUUCAUACAGUAGACUCGUUAUAUAGAAAAUUUACCGACUAGGAGCCAACGAAUGGGGGAUUCCCUAACGUCACCAUUUUUUCUAAAGAAGCCUACAAUACUCGGUGUACAUGCCGCCCAAGUUGUGCCUUGGAUGCCUUUUAUAUUACAAGAAGUUUUUAGCACGUAUAACACAAUGGAACUAACAGAUGCUCGCUGAAUAGCACUGAAAUAUUUUUAAUAUCUAGUAUUAGUAAGAUAUAUAAAUCUCAAGUUUUUGCCUACAACGAUGAAUUAUAAAUAUAUAUUUAAUGUUAUUAUAGUUUUGCAGAGAGGAAUGUACAUGAAUGUAUAUAAAUGGACUAUGGUAAUUGGUGAUUUGGAAAGAGACUCGUGAUCGAUUCUAUUAUAGAUGUCAGUCAGUGUAAAUAAAUUCUUUUAGUUGUAAAAAACACAUUAUGUACGUCUGCAGAAUCCAUUCCACAUUUAUCGUUUAGAACAGAUAGCUGCGGGCUUUCUCUUUUAAUAUUUACUUUGAGUCUGUUGAGAUGCCGAUAUCAUUAUCACUAUUGUAUUGUCGUUCUGAACGAUGAUGAUGACAAGAGACACAACUGUCUGUCACGAUCGAUAAGUACGAUAUCGUAUAGUGUAAGUUUUUCCUGUAAAAUUGUAAAGAUCAAUGGAACAGAUCAGAUACAGUGAAAUACGUCGAUAAGUGUACACAUCCCCUUAAUCGUCGAGAUAAUGUUCGCUCGUUGUUAUACGAAAUGAUAUCACGGAACGAUGAAUGAUACAAUAGCGGGUACAGAUCUCUCGUAGCCAAUAUUACGGUAUCGUACGACUCUGCUAUCGUUAUAAGAUUAUGAAAUUCAUUAAGAAAAGGACUUCGUACAUGUUAGCCUAUAUCGUAAAGUGUAUUCUCUUUUACUCCGCCAAUCUUUCGAAACGAAACUUCAUUUGUGCUACUGUAUCUGCAUUUCUGGUAAUUACUGUGUUGUGCAGCUAUCAAGUAUAAAUAAAAAAAAAUAUUUCUA